UCUGAUAUCAGACAGUAGCAGACUACCUAGCAAAUAAAACAAUAUUUAGUACGUAGGUGUUGAACAAUCAAUAAUGUAUUACAAAGUAAAUAAACUAAAAUAUUAAAACGUAUUUUCCUCGUAACAAAUAGCUGUGAGCUGCAUAUCGUACAAUUUUGAUACCCAAAAAACCAUCGCAGGAUGUUUAUUUCGUGGCCUAAAACGGCUUGGCUCUACCUAUAUUCAUUACAAUCCAGCCGUUGUCGUUGAAAACGACAGGAGGCCCAUACAGACAUGGGCCACCCUGCAAAACGGGACUACGAUCAGAACUGCAACUGGCCACCAGAUGCAGCUGAUUGUCUGACCCUUGAGUUUGGACCGUUUGAGACCGUCCAUCGAUGGACUCGCAUGCCAGAAUGCGAUGAAUUCGUGGGCGCCAGACGCAGCAAACACACGGUUGUAUCCUUCAAGGAUGCAAUCUAUGUGUUUGGGGGUGAUAAUGGGAAAACCAUGCUCAAUGAUCUCUUGCGAUUCGACGUCGAGGAGAAAUCAUGGGGGCGUGCUUUUGUCACUGGCACUCCACCUGCGCCUAGAUAUCAUCACUCGGCAGUCGUUCAUGACUCGUCCAUGUUUGUAUUCGGAGGCUACACGGGCGAUAUUCAUUCAAAUUCAAAUUUAACAAACAAAGAUGACCUGUUCGAAUAUAAAUUUCAAACUGGUCAAUGGAUUGAAUGGAAAUUUGAAGGAAGAACACCAGUCCCUCGAUCUGCUCAUGGCGCCGCGGUAUAUGAUGGAAAGUUGUGGAUCUUUGCGGGGUAUGAUGGCAAUGCUAGACUCAACGAUAUGUGGACCAUAUCUCUUCAACGCGGGAGUAUGCAUGAACGCUGUUGCUGGGAAGAAGUGAUUCAAUCUGGAGAGUGUCCCCCAACCUGCUGCAAUUUUCCUGUUGCCGUGGCGCGAGAAUCAAUGUUUGUUUUCAGCGGUCAAAGUGGUGCAAAGAUUACCAACAGUCUCUUCCAAUUCCACUUCAAGAGCAGAUGCUGGAACCGCAUCUCUACAGAGCACAUUUUGCGCGGCGCUCCACCGCCGCCGGCCCGCCGCUAUGGUCACACGAUGGUCACCUUCGACCGCCACCUGUACGUGUUUGGCGGUGCUGCAGACUCCACCCUGCCCAACAACUUGCAUUGCUACGAUCUGGACACGCAGACCUGGUCGGUGGUGAGCAUCGCUCAGGACUCCAACAUCCCGUCGGGGCGGCUCUUCCACGCGGCCGCGGUCGUAGGCGAGGGAAUGUUCAUAUUCGGAGGCACCGUAGACAACAAUGUGCGCAGUGGUGAAAUGUACCGGUUUCAGUUUUCAUGCUAUCCGAAAUGCACGCUUCAUGAAGAUUUUGGCAAACUGCUGGAGUUGAGACAGUUCUGUGACGUGGACUUCCUGGUGGGAGUGAAUGAAGUGAGGAUACCUGCUCACCUAGCAAUGGUCUGUGCUAGAUCGCAGUGGCUGAAAAAUCGCGUAGUCCAGGCUAAAGAAGAGCGAGAAGCUCAUUAUGAUAAGGUGUUUAGUCCACAAGUGCGGAAUGAUCUACCGUUGAGAUCUUUACCUCUUCUUGAAGUGAGAUUGAGAGAUGCUGUCCCAGAAGCUUUUGAAAUGGUUCUCAGUUACAUCUACACGGACCGUAUUGACCCAACUAAAAGGAAAGAACCUCACAGCAACAGAAUCGUUCAAUUGAUGAUGGAUGUGUACAGACUGGCUGUACAAUUUCACAUGACCAGACUUGAAAAACUAUGUGUGAGAUACUUAGAGGCUACCAUCACCCAUCACAAUGUAUUGGAAGCACUGCACAAUGCAUCUCUAUUGAAGCUCUGCUACAUCAAAGAGUUCUGCUUGAAGUAUAUCGUCAAGGAAAAUAACUACGGUCAAAUUAUAAUGAGCAAGGAUUUCGAGAGUCUUGAACGCGGACUGAUGGUUGAGGUUAUUAGAAGGCAGCGCGCUCCACAAAUGAAACCACUUCCAGAGCCUACAUUCGAAUUCAGUUUCGACGCUCUAGGUAGUUCUAGUUUGGAGCAAGAUAUGGAGGCGUUUUUGAAGUAUACUGGGUCUGAAUUCUGCGAUAUCAUUCUAAUGUUGGAUGGCGAACCCGUUCCUUCUCACAAGUCAGUACUCGCAGCGCGCUGCAGCUACUUUGAGGCUUUAUUUCGUUCUUUCAUGCCUGAAGAUAACAUCGUCAACAUUCAAAUAGGAGAGAGUAUUCCAUCAAGACAAGCAUUCGACUCACUUCUGAGAUACAUCUAUUAUGCCGAUGUGAAGAUGCCACCAGAAGACUCCCUGUAUUUGUUCAGCGCUCCAUACUUCUAUGGAUUCACCAACAACAGACUCCAGGCAUUUUGCAAGCAGAACUUGGAAAUGAACGUGACUGUUGAGAAUGUCCUCCAGAUCCUUGAGGCAGCUGAUCGCAUGCAAGCAUUGGACAUGAAGAAAUAUUCAUUGAAACUCAUAGUUCACCAUCUACCAAAAUGUCUAUGUGUACACCGAAAGCGGAAGCGGCAGGAAAAAAUGCUUCAAAAUUCCAGAGAAGACAGGAUAAACCUGAAAUAUUGACUGAAGUAUUUUGACUUGGAAAGAAAAUUCACGAUGAUAAUUCUACGACAUGAAGAACUUAUUUAGGAAAACUAUCUCUGAGAAGACUUGAACUGAUCAUAAAUUUCAAAUUUACAGUAAUUAUCAAGUUUAAUAUUAAAUUCUUAUUAAGUGUUAAAUCCUUAUAAAUCCAAAAUUUCAAGUUUCUUCGUUUUUGGACAGAAAAUUGGACUUGACCCUACGUUGGUCGACGGUUCACCCUUAGUACCUUUAUGCUCUAGUUAUUUAAAAAUCAUCCCUAUUGUCCUAAAACUUCAUAUAGCUGUCAGUUAUAAGGUUUGCCGCGGUUUAUGUUGAGGAAAGCACGUUUUCAGCAAAUAAGCUGCGUCACUAAUAUCAGGUAACAGUGUACUGUAACAUGACCGUUUUAGUAACACACUUAUUUUUCGAGAUUUAUCACGUUUUUAUGCUUUCAUUAAUGUUACCUGUUGCUAAGAUAUGCUCGAUUGUUAUUUUAACUUCUCGCCUUAACAUUUUUGGAAUCAUGCUGGGAGUAUAUUCUUCCACAUUAAAUUCAACUAUCUCCAUCCUCUUAUAAACAAUCUAUUUCUAAAUAAAAUGUAGAGAUAAUUUGUUUGAAAGCGAAAUACCACUGAUGUCAUAUAAAUUAUGUAGGAUUUCCUUGAGAAAUAACUUUCCAUGCAAAAGUACAUGUUGAAAAGUAAAAAUAUUGAUUGAAAGAAGAUGAUUCACCGUCCAGUGUUGACCAAUGACAUGAUUUUUGAUGACGACGAACGUAGGGUUGAAUUCAUUAAAAGUGAAUUUAUUACCUAUCUUUUGGAAAUAUUUAUAAUUUUUUGGAGAAGAGCAGUUUUGGGCUAAGCAUACUGAUCUCUCCUAGUAAUUGAUCUGUAUGAUCUGUAAUUGUAUAAAUAAAUGAAAGAAUUGAUGGAAAUAUUGAAAGUUACAUUAGAAAUAAAAGUUUAUAUAUAAGGCCAGUUUAUUCCAAAGAGCUCCAAAUUUAUUAAUUGAUCUGAAAUUGUGAGUUAUCAGAACACGGUGGAUUGAUAAAUUAAAUGUACCUAUUCCGUGAAAGACUGAUUCAACCAAAAAUUACAAGCUGUAUUAAAAAUCAUUGUCGUAGUAUAUUAUUAGGUCUUCAUUUCAAGUAAUAUCUUAAUAUUUCUCAUAUGUGUAAUACAGAAGUUGAUUACACCUUGGUAUUAGUUUUCCUAGUAUUAUCCAUAAUGUUUUACACUUGCAUCUAGUUUACAUCACUGUCUAGUGAAAUCUAGUUCAGUCAAAAGUUUUGAGAAUUUACCGUUUUAGAAUUGGUACUAUACUUCCUAUGAAGACUGAUUAUUGGCGGAUUAUGGUACAAAAGAGAUUUGAAAUAGAAAUGUACAGUUUUCUCAUUUUGAUUGUAUACUACUUUCAUAAAUUCACUGAUAUUAAAGGAAUAUAAUUGAAGUGCACAAGUUUACACUGUUGGAUUUGAUGAUUUUUUUUUAUAUGAACACUGAUUAGAGUGUUUUAUUCAAGUAUAAAAAGAUACUGUAGAUAAGGCCCAUUCACUUCAAUGUACAGACUGAGUGUUCAGAUACAGAUGUCUACUUGAAUGUUUCAGAAUUAGAAAAAAAUUCAGAGCAGAUUUAUUUAUGUAUCAUUACAAUAUAUUUACAUUUAAAGCACAAAUUUUAAUUAAAAAUAUUGCAGUAUUGGUUUUUUGCUUCACGGAGCUCUCACUCCAAAUAGCGAUUCUCAGGAUUACAAUAAAAUAAAAUAAUAAUUCCAAGGAACGCCUUAGUAUAAGUAAGUAUAGUAUAAGAUGCAAGUAUUCUAUUCAACCAUCAUACGCAUUUUUAUAUAAGUAUUAUUUAAUAAAUAAUAUAACUGAUACUUUUUGUUUGCUAUAAUAUAAUUUACUGUAUUAGUAUUUCUAUAAACUAUUUUCCUUGAAAUUAUAUUUGUUUCAGCUUACCUAGAACGUAUUUCCUUGAUGUUAGAUUCUGAAAUUGAAAAAAAAAA
This is a messenger RNA of Nilaparvata lugens (brown planthopper), 4584 nucleotides long. RefSeq names its product leucine-zipper-like transcriptional regulator 1 (gene Lztr1). The transcript has 16 exons. The coding region runs from base 274 to 2577 and encodes 767 amino acids. The record is from RefSeq and is a predicted model, not a curated record. Lineage: Eukaryota; Metazoa; Arthropoda; Insecta; Hemiptera; Delphacidae. Gene Ontology annotation, molecular function: protein binding. Gene Ontology annotation, cellular component: Golgi apparatus.